This is a messenger RNA of Falco peregrinus (peregrine falcon), 1487 nucleotides long. RefSeq names its product vitronectin (gene VTN). The transcript has 8 exons. Bases 12 to 1418 code for a protein of 468 amino acids. NCBI's taxonomy places the organism in Eukaryota, Metazoa, Chordata, Aves, Falconiformes, Falconidae. Gene Ontology annotation, molecular function: extracellular matrix binding; polysaccharide binding; scavenger receptor activity. The record is from RefSeq and is a predicted model, not a curated record. Gene Ontology annotation, biological process: immune response; cell-matrix adhesion; cell adhesion mediated by integrin.
GCAAACAGUGGAUGCCGGGCCCUGGCCGCAGCCACGCUCCAGCCCGCACAGUCGCAGGAGGGCUGCGCUCCGGGCUGCCCAGGAUGAGGCUGCUCUUCCCGGCCCUGGUGCUGGCCCUGCUCGCCGCUGCCUGGGCUGCUGAAGACUCCUGUGUGGGCCGCUGCGAGGAUGGCUUCAACGCGCAGCGCAAGUGCCAGUGCGACACCCUUUGCAUGUACUACCAGAGCUGCUGCAGCGACUACUCCACCGUCUGCAAAGCCAAAGUGACCCGAGGGGAUGUGUUUGCCUUGCCGGAGGAUGACUACCUUGACUACAACCUCACCAUCGACUUGGGCACGCCAGAGAGCACCAUGGCAGACACCACGGAACUGCCCACACCCCCGUUGUCGGUGCAGCCUACACCGCAGAGCAAGCCAGACCCUGAGGAGACAGUGGAUGUGCCUCUGGAUGAUGUGGUCAGCACCACACCAGAUGAGGUCGGGGAGCACGACCCCGUGGAAGAGCCUGAGGAGCUGUGCAGCAGGAAACCGUUUGAUGCCUUCACCGACCUGAAGAAUGGUUCCAUUUACGCUUUCCGAGGGAAGUACUUCUAUGAGCUGGACGAGACAAGUGUGCGGCCUGGCUACCCCAAGCUCAUCAGCGACGUCUGGGGCAUCGAGGGCCCUAUCGACGCAGCUUUCACACGCAUCAACUGCCAGGGCAAGACUUACCUCUUCAAGGGCAGCCAGUACUGGCGCUUUGACGAUGGAGCCCUGGACCCCGGGUACCCACGCAACAUCUCCGAGGGCUUUGAAGGCAUCCCGAACAACGUCAACGCGGCCUUCGCCCUCCCGGCGCACAGCUACCAUGGCAAUGAACGAGUCUAUUUCUUCAAGGACAAGUACUACUGGUCCUAUGACUUUGCCAACCAGCCCACGCAGGCCGACUGUGAGAAGUCCUCCCCCUCCACCGUGUUCAACCACUAUGCCUUCCUGAACCGUGACAGCUGGGAAGACGUCUUCCAGAUCCUCUUUGGUGGCAGAAUGACGGGGGCGAGCAGUCCGCGGUACAUCAGCAGGGACUGGAGGGGGGUGCCCAGCCGGCUGGAUGCCGCCAUGGCCGGCAGGAUCUACGUGGCCUCCCACCAGCCCCGCAGGAGGAAGUCUCGCCGCCAGCGCAAGAGGUACAAGAGCCACCGGUCACUGAAUUUGGGGUUCUGGGGCUGGCUGCAAAACGACUCUGACUCUGCGGGUGUUGAAAGCGACUGGCUGUCCGGUUCCCAGUGCGAGACCCUCCAGAGCGUCUACUUCUUUGUAGGAGACAAAUACUACCGCGUCAACCUGCGCACCAAGCGCGUGGACCUGGUGCAGCCCCGCUACCCGCGCUCCAUCGCCCAGUACUGGCUGGACUGCCCGCAGCCGGGGGAGGAGAGCACCUGAGUGGCACCACCGCAGCCACCCGGCAGCACAGCCCCUAGCUAGACAGAAAUAAACUGCGAGUGCUGUGCA